GUUGAGUGUGUUUUUGGAACGAUCCCUCAUCUUAAUCUCAUCAUUUUUUUUUUUUAAAUAGGAAAAAAAAAAAACACAGAAAAACAAGAAAACAAAAUUCAUUAACAUCAACCAAAAAAAAAAAAAAAAACAGAAAUGAAGAUGAGGAUGAAGCCAGGAAAUUAUUCUUGUCGAGAACUCUUUAUUACCGGAAUUUUAUAUUUAUUUCUUUUGAUAAUUUCAACAAAUGCAGAUGGUUGCCAAAAGGGUUGUCCACGCUCUGAUACUGGAAAAUUAAAUUAUAAACCGGGUGUUGGAUAUCAAUAUGACAUUGACAGUUAUAUUACAAUUGGUAUACAAAAUGCACAAGCUGAAGAAACAAAUAUGAAAUUAAAGGGUCAUGCAAUAUUAUAUUAUGAGGGCAAUUGUGCAUAUAAAUUAAAAUUGGACAAUGUUAAAAUCGAAACAACACUCGAAAAAUUACAGAAAGAAAUGAAAGAUAAUUUUAAUAAGCCAAUACAAUUUACAAUGGUUGAUGGUGAAAUUCAACCGCAAAUAUGUACUGAAUUACAUGAUAACGAUUAUUCAUUAAAUAUAAAACGUUCAAUAAUAUCAAUGUUACAAAUAACUGAUAAUAAAUAUGAAACUGAUAUAUUUGGUGUAUGUCCAACUGAAACGACAACACAAUUAAAUAAUGAUGGUACAAAAACAAUAAUAAAAAUUCGUAAUUUAAUGAAAUGCAGUUAUCGUGAAAAUUUAAUUGCAUAUUAUGCAAGUGGUGUUGUUAAUGAAAAUUCAUUAAUUAAAUCACGUCCAAUAUUAAAUGGUGAUUAUUAUAAAGAACAAAAAUUAAAUAAUAAUAUUAUUGAAAAUGUUGAAUUAACUGAAACAUAUACAUCAAUGCAACAAAAUAAUAAUGGCAAAAAAAUAUUAUGGGUUAAAGUAAAAACAAUUUUAAAAUUAUUAAAUAAUAAUUAUGAUAAUAAUAUACCACAAUUAAAUAAUAAUAAUUUAAAAUCAAAAUCAAUAAUAUUUUCAUAUCCAAAUAAUGAUGGUAUUAGAAAUUAUGAUGUAUUAAAAAAAGUUUUUGAUGAAACAGUUAAUUUAGUUAAAGAAUAUACAAAAGCUGAUUCAGCACAACAUUUUUCUGAAUUAAUACGUUUAAUGAGAAAUGCUGAUGUUAAUACAUUAAUUGAAUUAUCAUCAUUACAUGAUAAUUUAGCUAAAAAAGUAUAUUUUGAUGCAUUAAUAAGAACAAAUACAGAGGAAUCAGUUAAAGCAAUUGUUAAACAAAUUGGUAAAUGGAAUCAUCUUGAAAAAAAAAUGGCCUUAAUGUCAUUGGCAUUGGUACAUUCAAUUGAUUUAGAUGCAUUAAAUAGUGUUGCAACUUUAUUAACACCAAAUGCCGGACGUGAAGCAUAUUUAGCUAUUGGAACAUUAGUUAAUACAUAUUGUAGAGAAAAUUCAUGUAAUAAUGGUGAAGUUGACUUAAUAACUGAAAAAUUUCGUGAUGCAUUAAAAAAUUGUCAAGUAAAUAAUAAAAAAGAUGAAGAUCAUAUUGUUAGUGUAUUAAAAGGUAUACGUAAUGUACAAUAUAUUGCUGAUAUUAUAACACCACAAUUAUUGGAAUGUUCAAAUAAAUAUCAUAGUUCACGUGUACGUGUUGCAGCAAUACAAUCAUUUUCAGCAUCAGCAUGUAAUAAAAAUUUACAACAAUAUGCAUUAUCAAUAUUACGUGAUUAUAAUGAAGAUUCUGAAAUACGUAUUGAAGCAUAUUUAUCAUUAGUACAAUGUCCAAAUGGUGAUAUUGCUAAUCAAUUAUCUGAUAUUAUUAAUAAUGAAAAAGUAAAUCAAGUUGGUAGUUUUAUAACAACACAUUUAAAAUCAAUACGUGAUUCGACUGAUUUUACAAAAUCAGCACUAAAACAUCAUUUAAAUAAUAUAAGAAUAACAAAAAAAUUUCCAAUUGAUCCAAAACGUUAUUCAUUUAAUAAUGAAUUAUCAUAUUCAAUUGAUUCAUUGGGAAUUGGUGCUAGUAUUGAUACAAAUGUUAUUUAUUCACAAAAAGGUUUCUUACCAAGAUCAUUACGUUUAAAUAUAACAAAUGAAGCAUUUGGUACAAGUUUUAAUACAUUUGAAUUUAAUGUCAGACAAGAAAAUAUUGAAAAAAUUUUAGAACAUUUCUUUGGACCAAAGGGUUUCUUUAGUCAAGAACCACAAUUAAUAAUGAAUAAAGUUAAUGAUUAUAUAGCAUCAUCUGGAUCACCGCCUUUUGGACAUCAUAAUCAACGUAAAAAACGUAGUUUAAUUGAUGAUUCAAAUAAUAUGGCAUUAAAAUAUAAAGCUGAUGAUAAUAAUAAUCAUUUUGAUAAUGAUAUUAAUUUAGAUUUAUCAAUGAAAAUCUUUGGAUCGGAAUUAACAUUUUUAAGUUUAGGGGAACAUUUACCAUCAAAUGUUGAUGAUUUAUCAAAUUUAUUGAAAUUAGUUAUUGGUAAUUUUAAAAAAGGUUUAAAAAAAUUUGAUAAAACAUUUGAAUAUCAUACAUUAAUGCAAGAUAUAAAAAUUGUAUAUCCAACUGGUAUCGGUUUACCAUUAGAAUUAGCUGUUAAAUCAACAUCAACUGGUAAAUUAGAUUUUGGUAUUGAAUUUGAUAUUGAUAAAUUAAUUGAAAAUAAAAAUAAUAACAAAUAUCGCUUAAAAUUUAUACCAUCAAAUGAUAUUAAUUUUGAAACAUUUUUAACAAUAAAUGGUUAUUUAUUAACAACUGGUAUUAGAACAUCAUCAAACUUACAUUCAGCUGAUGGUGGUGAUAUGACAAUUGAUUUUAUAAAUGAUAAUCAUAAAGGUUUUAAUAUUGAUCUAAAAUUACCACGUACAAAUGUUGAAUUAAUUGAAUUUAAACAUAAUGUUGAUUUUUAUAUAUCAGAAAUGGAUAAAGAAAUAAAAAUUAUACCAUUUAAACAAAAUAAAAAACGUAAAACAUAUCAACCAGUUUGUUUUGAUCAAUUACAAUUAUUUGGUUUAACAAUAUGUUAUACAGCUAAUUUACCAUCAGAUAUUGAAUUAAAUAAUUUAAUACACCAAAAUAAUAAUCAAAAUACACAAAAUAAUAAUGAUAAUAAUAUGCCAUUAUUAUUAAAUGGACCAGUACAAAUGAGUAUAAUAUUACAAACUGAAAAAAAUAUUAAAUUACAAGGUGCAUAUGAAUUAAAUGAUGGUAUACAAAAUUGGAAAUUGAUAUAUGAUACACCAAAUAGUAUUGAAUCGCAUAAAACUGAAUUGGAUAUUAAAUUGGGUGUUAAACCAAAAUUAUUUGCUCGCAUUGACUUUAUAAAUACACAAAAAAUUUUAGCAACUGAAAUUGGUUUAGUUAAUAAUGAUAAUGAAUUCUUAUUAUAUGGUCAAUUUGAAAUUGAUAAAGAUAAAACAAUACAAAAAAUUGGUUUUAAUAAAAAUAAUAAUGUAUAUACACCAUUAAUUGAAUUUAUUCAUGGUAAUCAAAUACGUAAUGAUAUUGCUGGUUAUAAAUUAGAUGGUAAAAUAAUUGUUGAUCAAAUGCCAAAUAAUAUUGAAAAAUAUAGUUUCGAUAAUUUACGUAUUAUAACACCAGAUAAUAAAGAUAAUAUUAUAAUAAAUGGUUGGUUAGAAAAUUAUGAAAAAUUACAAGGUUUUAAUACUGAAUUAAAUAUACGUAAAAAUGAUAAUAAAUUAUAUAAAAUUGAAUCACAUUUUAAAUAUGAUCAAGUAACUGGUUUAUCAGUUGGUACAUUUGUAACAGAAGAUAAUAAUCCGGAAACAACAAUUGGUGGAAGCUUAUUAUUAGAAUUUAGAAAAUCAUAUCUUAAAAAUGAACUCAAACUACAAACUGGUAAACAUUCAUUGAAAUUAUUUAAUGAAUUUGAAAAUAUUGGUGGUAAUGAUGAUGAUUCGGCUUCUUCUGAUGACACAGCAAUUAGAAAAUUUAAUAAUAAUAUUGAAAUAAAAAAUGUUAAUGAAAAGAAAUCAAUAAUAUUUGGCAAAUUAAAUGUUGAACAAUCUAAAAAAUUAAUUAAAAUUGAUUUUGAAGCACAACGUUUAAAUAAAAUUUUAUCAAUGAAUGUUAAAUUAAUGCGCAAUCAAAGACAUAUUGGUGAUUUGAAUUUCAUAUUUAAUGCAAAAUUAAAUCGUCAUUUUAUUGAUUUGAAAUCAAAAGUUGAUUUAAAUCCACAAAAUAAUAAAUAUGUAUUGGAUACAAUUUUAAUAACAAGUUGGGGUACACAAGGUACAUUAAAAGGUGAAUUUAAUCAAAAUUUACAAAUGCAAAAUGCAAUAAUCGAUUUAAAUGGACAGUUAAAAUUAAAUGAUAAUGAUAAAGAAAACUCAUUUCAAUUAAAAUAUAAUGACAUACAAGAUAAACUGUUAUGUGAAAUAAAAAUUAAACGUGAUACAGCUGAAUUAAUAUCAUACAAUAUUGAUAUACAAAAAAAUCCGGAUAAACAGAAUGGUCAAUUAAAACUAAUAAUUAAAGAUAAUUUAUCAUUAAACGGUAAAUAUAAUUUAAAUAAAAAUGGACGUGGUGAUUUUAGUGGAACAUUGAAUUUAAAGAAAACUGGUAAACCAAUUAAAAUAAAUUCAAAAUUUUUAUAUUUAUUACCAAAAUUUAAUUUGGACACAACAAUACAAUUUGAUGAUAAAAAAAUUCAAUAUAAAACAGAAAAUGAAUUACAUAAUAUUAAUAAAUUUAAUACAAAAAAUACAUUAGAAAUUGGUACAGAAAAAUUUGUAUUUAAUACUGAUUUAAAAAUUCAUGAUAAUAAUAAUGAUAUUAAAGGUGAAUUAUUAUUAAAAUUACCAAAUGAAAGGCAAUUUAAUAUUCAUUUGAAUAAAUUAUUAAAAAAUAAUAAUGGAAAUUUAUUAUUUGAAUUUAAUGACAUAUUACCAAAUAAUGAUAAACGUUCAAUACAAUUAAAUGGUAAUAUUAAAGAUUAUGAUAUUAAUAAAAAUAUAUAUGACAUUGAUUAUAAAUUACAAUAUAAUAAUUUUAAAAAUGAUAAUUUAAUGUUAAUAUUAAAUAUGAAAAAUUUAUUAAAAAAUAAUGAUAAUAACAAUAAAAUAUAUGGAUUUAAUUUUAAUAUUGACAUAACUGGUACAUUAAUAACUGAAUCAAUUAAAUUUAAUAUUGAUAUAAGUGAAUAUUCAAAUUUACAUUCAAUUUAUCAUAUUACAAAUUCGUAUGGUAAUAAAUUUAUAAAUAAUAUUGAUGGUAAUUAUUAUUUAAAUAAUAAUAAUGAUGAUAAAACUGGUACAUAUGAUAUUAAAAUAAAUUUCGAUUUACCCGAAACUGAAUUAAAGCAAAUUACAUUAAAAUCAAACGGUAAAUAUUCAAAACAACAACAGCAACAACAGAAUGAUAAUAAUGAUGUUAGUAAUAUUAUGCGUGAAAUUGAUUUUAAUAUUAAUUAUAAUAUUAAUGGCUUAAAUAAAUAUGGUGAUUUAAAUUUAUAUAUAAAAGGUACACCAAAACAUGGACAAUAUAAUUUAAAAACAUCAUGUUCAGCAAAUGGUAAAAAUGAAAUAAAUGGCUUAUGGAAACGUGAUUUACAAUAUAAAUCAAAUGAAAUUAAAACAAAAACUGAUAUAAAAUCGUUACAACAAUAUGGUAAAAUUGAACAUACAAUUAAUUUUAAUAGCGAAAAACAUGGUCAAGCUGAUAUUAAAAUAUUAUUUGAUUUUAUUGAAAAUGAUCAAUUAAAUUUACAUUAUACAAUAAAAACGUCAUAUGAUAAAUUUAAUUUAUUUGAUUUUAUACUAAAAGCUAAAAACGAUAAUAAUAAUAUAUAUACAACAUUAAUCAAAAUAAAUUUUAAUCAAGAACAAUAUAAUUUAAAUACAAUAACAUAUAAUGAUAUUAAUAAAAAAUUCGGUAUUGAUUUAAAAUUACAAACAACAAAUAAAAAUAUUAUUGAAGGACGUGGAGAUAUACAAUAUUAUAAUGAUAAAAAAUCAAUUAGUUUUCAUUUAACACAACAAUUUUAUAAUAAUCAAAAUAAUGAUCAUAAUAAUGAAAUUGGUUUUGAAUAUAAAUUUGAUGGACAUAUUGAUAAUAAAAAUUUAAUAUCAACAUUAAAAUUAACAAAUAAAAACUUUAUAGUUGAAUUAACUGGUUGUGAACAAAGUAAACAAUGUACAAAUUUCCGUAUUCAAUCAUUAAUAACAAUUAAUAAUAAUGACUAUACAAAUAUAGUACAUGAUUUACAAAUUUUAAUUAAUUUAAUUGAAUUAGGCUAUCCGUAUGAAUUUGAUUUACAAUCAAAGAAUAUAAAAUCUGGUAUUAAUUAUAAACAUGAUAUUGAAAUAACAAUAAAAUCAAAUUUAAACAAACAAUAUAAAUUGAAUAUAAAUAUAAAACCAGAUAAUAAUAUUAUUGAUAUUAUAUUACCAAAACGUCAUAUAUCAUUUGAAACAAUUAAUAAAAUACCAAAAAAUAAUAACAUAUUUGGUAAAUAUGAUAAUUCAAUUAUAUUUUAUAUUGAUAAAUUAAAUAAACCAAAUGAUAAAUUAUUAAUAUCGUCAAUUAUUGAUUUAACAAAUAUUAAAAAUACAAAAUUAAUAAAUUCAAAUAUCGAAUUUAAAAUAAUAACACCAUAUAUACAAAAACCAUUAUUAUUUAAAUUAUAUGGUGAAAUUGACACAAUUAAUAAAAAAAUACAAAAUAAUAUUAAUAAUGAUAAUAAAGAAUUUAAUCAUUUAGCUGAUAUGAAAUUACAAAGUAAUGGUUUAAAUAUUAAUUAUAAUAUAAAAUCAUUAAUUAAAUUUGAUUGUAAUAAUGAUAAUUACAUUAUUGAAUUAUUAACUGAUACAAAUAAUAAUAAUAAUUUUAAAUCAUCAAUUAAAUUAAAUUAUAAUAAAGAUAAAUUUGAUUCACAAUUAAUAAUAUUAAAUCAACAAUUAUUCAAUAUGAAAGGAUUAUACGAUAAACAAAAGAAUUUAAUUAAAGUUGAAAAUACAUAUAAUAUAAUUGAUUCAAAACCAAUUAAAUUAAUAAAUGAAUUAUCAUUCGGUCAAUUAUUGAAAUUAAAAGUAAUAUUAAAACGUGAUGAUUUAUUACAAGCAAUCGGUGAAUUUAAUGUUGGUAAACAAGCAAGUUUACGUUUAAAUAAAAUCAGUAAUAAUAAUAAUGUUGUAUUAUAUAAUGCAAAUAUAUCAUUAGAUCCGGCAACAUUUUUCGCUACACAAUAUGAUGUUAAUAAACCUGAGCUCAAUGAAUUUAUGGAACAUGCUAAAACUGAAUUGGAAAAUGAUAUUAAUGCUGCUAAGAAAAAAUUAAAUGAUAAAUUUACAAAAGCAUCAGAUGGUGUUAAAGAACGUUAUAUAAAAAUUAAAGAAAAUUUACCAGAUACAACAAAAUUAAUAAAUAAUUAUCAAAACAAUCUUAAAUCAAUAAUAAGUGAAUUAGAAGAUGAUCCAGAAUUAAAGAAAUUAUUUAUUGAAUUACGUACAUUAUAUGAAAAAAUUAUUGCAAUAUUGCAAGAUUUAUCAGUAAAAACAAAUGAAUUAUAUGAAAAAAUUGAAAUUGCAUUCAUGGAAUUUUAUGAGAAACAACAAAAAUUAUAUAAUGAAACAAUAUUACCAGCAAUUAAAGAUUUAUAUAAUAAAUUAAAUGAUAUAUUAAAUGAAUUUUAUAAUGAAUUAUAUAAAAUAAUUAAAAAUGUAUAUGAACGAGCAAUAAAAGCAUGGAAAAAUUUUGAAAAUGAUUUGAAAGAAUUAAGUAAACCAAUUAUUGAAUUAUUAAAACCAAUUAAUGAUAUUAUAAAUGAUGUAAUUAAAAUGUUAUCAAAAGAAUGGAAAGAAUUAUAUGAUGAUAUUAAAGAAUAUUUCAACAAAUUACCAACAAUUAUUAAAGAAUUAACAAAUAAAUUAAAUGAACAAUUAAUAAAAUUGUAUAAUAUUGAUGAAAUAAUAAGUAUAUUACAUGAUAUAUUCUCACAUUUAGAUACUUAUAUAACAUCAAAUGAAUUAAAAGAAUUUUUAACAAAUUUAUUAAAUUAUAUUGAAAUAAAAUUAUUAAAUAAAUCUGAUAUUAAUGACAUUGAAGAAUUAGAAAAAUUAUAUAAUGCUUUAAUAAAAGCAAUUAAUUCAAUAAUAUUACAAUUAACUGGUAGUGAUAAUAAAAUAAUUGAUGGUACAAAUACAUUAUUAACUGGUGGUAAUAAAAAUAUUAAUUCAUUUUAUAAUAUUAUAAUACAACCAAUACAAUUUGGUAUUGAAACAAUUAAUAAAUUGCCAUCAUUAUUUUCAUUUAAAUUAAGUCCAUUUAAUUAUAUUAAAAAUGAAGAAUUAAAUAUAUUUAAUAAUUUAUUAAUAUAUAAUAUACCAUCAAUAUUAGAUUUCUUACCACCAUAUCAAUUAAAUGGUCAUAUAACAAAUGGACAAAAUAUAUUUACAUAUGAUGGACGUUAUAUAUUAUUCCCUGGUUCAUGUAAAUAUAUAUUAUCACAAGAUUCAAUUGAUAAUAAUUUUACAAUAAUUGGUAAUAUUAAUAAUGAUAAAUUAGAAUCAAUAAUAUUAAUUGAUAAAACACAAAAUAUUAUUGAAAUAAAUAAUAAUGGUAUAUUAAAAUUAAAUAAUAAAAAAAUUGAAUAUCCAUUACAUAAUAUGGAAAAUGGUUUACAUGUAUGGAGACGUUAUUAUACAAUAACAAUGUUAUCAUCAUAUGGUGUAUUAAUAAAAUGUACAUUAGAUUUGAAAGUAUGUCAUAUUAAUAUUAAUGGCUUUUAUACUGGUAAAACACGUGGCCUAUUUGGUAAUGGUAAUUCAGAACCAUAUGAUGACUUUUUAAUACAAAAUAAUAAAAUAUUAGAGAAUUCAAUUGAUUUUUGUAAUUCAUAUAAAUUAAAUGAGAAUUGUGCAAAUAUACCGCAACAACAACAAUUACAACAAUUAUUACAAUCUGAUAAUAACGAACCAAUAUGUAAUGAAUUAUUUAAUUAUGAAUCAUCAUUAAUAUUUGGAUAUUUAUUUAUUGAUAAAAAACCAUAUAUGAAUGCAUGUAAUACAAUUGUUAAAUUAAAAACAAAUGAUAUUGAAAAAGAAGAGGUUGCAUGUAAUAUUGCAUUAACAUAUGCAUCAGCUGUACAUUUAUAUAAUAAUAUUCAAAUUAGUAUACCGAAAAAAUGUGGUAAAUGUUAUAUAAAUCAAAAUAAUAUAAUAAAUAUUGAUGAUGAAUUAAAUGUUAAAGUACCAAAAAAUAAAAUUGAUUUUAUAUUUAUUGUUGAUACAUCAUUAUCAAGUGAUAUAUUAAAUGAUUUAGUACAAGAUGUAUUAACAAAAUUGAGAGUUGAAUUAAAACAACGUGAUUUAAAUGAUAUUAAUAUCGCAUUUAUUGGUUUUAAUAAUGAACAAAAAUAUCCAAAUUUAUUAACAACAAAUGGUAAAUUGAAUUAUAAUGGAAAAAUAUUAGAAUCAGAAUUAAAUGGUCCAAAAUAUGAUGAUUAUAUUAUAAAUGAUACUGGUAUAAGUAAAUUAAAUGAGAUAUUAGAACAAUUGAAAGGUAUUCAUACACCGAUUGCAUCAAAUUUAAAAGCAAUUGAAUUAGCAUUAGAUUAUCCAUUUAGACCAGAUGCUGUUAAAUCAAUAUUAUUAAUAAGGGAUAAUGAAGCUAAAAAUAAAAUGGUUGACAUCAUAAGUACACCGGUGCUAAAUUAUUUGUUCAAAACAAAAGGUGUAACAGUGAAUUACAUUGGACCCGUUGAUGAAUUAACGGUUGAUGGUAAACCAAAUGAAAAAGUAGUUGGUUUUAAUAAAAGAGCACUUGCUAUGCUUGGUGGUACUAAUAAACGCGAAAAAUUGGAAUAUUCUUAUGAUCCAUUUAUUGAUAUAUUAAUUAAUGAUGAUAGUUGGGUAUUUGCAUUAAAUAGUUUUAAACAAUUAAAAACACCAGAUCAGAAAAAAUUAUAUACACAACGCGUUUCAUCUAUUAUCGCCGAUCAAUUAUAUAAGACUGAAGUAACCAGUAAUUGUGUAUGUUCAUUGAAAUAUGGAUUACAUGGUGAAGUUCAAUGCACAAAACAAUCGUAUGAAUUUAAUCCAUCAAAGAAAAAUAUUCCACAAAAACAGGGUUAACAUAAAAAAAAAUAAAUUUAUUAAUUAUAAUUUCACUUUAUUCUACUAAAAAAUCAUUGUAAAUAUUUAAAUGAAAAUAUUCAAAAAAUUAAAUUUAUAUACGAUUAACAAAAAGUAUGCAAAUAAGAACGUAUACGAGCCGAGAAUAACCAACAUACACGAAGUUACAUGGUUUUAUUUUUGUAUUUUUAUACCUACCAACAUUUACAUAUAUUAUAUAUAUACAUAUAGAGGAGGGAAAACUAAAACAGUAAACAAAUAGCUUUGAAAUUUCAUCAACAUCAUUUUUGAUAAAUAUGCAAUUGACGUUACUUUCAAGAACAUAAAAUAAACAUACUGCAAUGGCAAAAUAAACAACAACAUCAAAACCAUUCAUCAACCAAGAGCCCUAACAAAUAAUUUUAAUGUAAAAAAAAGUAAUUUAAUAAUAAUGUAUAAAAAAUUCAAAUUAAUUAAAAAUCUUUAAAUUUUAUAUUUAAAUAAGAAAAAACAAAAAUAAAAAAUAAUGGGUAUGUAAAAUAAAAAAAAAAAAUCAAAAAAAAAAUGGAAA
Condylostylus longicornis is the source of this 10630-nucleotide messenger RNA. RefSeq names its product apolipophorins (gene apolpp). Bases 136 to 10080 code for a protein of 3314 amino acids. The record is from RefSeq and is a predicted model, not a curated record. The transcript has 11 exons. Lineage: Eukaryota; Metazoa; Arthropoda; Insecta; Diptera; Dolichopodidae. Gene Ontology annotation, biological process: lipid transport. Gene Ontology annotation, molecular function: lipid carrier activity.